UUUGGUAACACCGUUUUCGAGAACAGUGUGACCUGUGCUGUUGACAGCAGUGUCGGAGUCGGAGUUUUGUUACGUGUAGAAAUUAAUAAAAGAAAACUCUGUGAAAAUUGUGCAAAUCAUUCUAAACAAAUAGCCAAAAGCACAAAACUCCUCAGCUCUGCCCGCAAUAAACAGUUGAUGCCGCGCACUCAGCAGAACUCGACAAAACAAAGUCCUCAAAACUCUGAAAAGUGUGUGAAAACCAACUAAUAAUAUUAUUGAUCUAUAUCAAAUUGUACCAAGGCGUUCUGCUAUCCUUGGCGCAGCACUCGAUUAACAAAACAAACAAAAAAGUGUGGUUUACUUUAUAUUUAGCAAAACAUUUUAGAUUUAAGACAAAUUAUAAUUGCAAACAAUUCUCCGUGAAGUUGGCAUGUUAAGUGUGUUCGAUGCCAGUGCGGUUAAGUGUCGUCUAUGGCCGAGUCCGUUAAAAGUCAAACGCUCUCUGCAUUGACGGAGGGGCAGCACGACGGUAGUACAACAACAACUGCAACAGCUACAGCAAUAAAUACAGCCACAGCCAAUACGCACAGGCGUUACAAUAGUUAUAAUAAUAAUAAUAAUAGCAAAAGCAAUAAUAACAUCAACAAGAAACGCAAUAUAGCAGCGGCAACAACUGCUGCUGCUGCCACAUCCACCGUAGUCGUCGCCCCCAACGUAACUGCCGCACGUCGUUCGCGCAGCAAGGGUCGCAGCCUCACAAAAGCAACUACAAAUACAAAUACAAAUACGACAACAACAACAAGCAGCAGCAACUGCAAGAACAGCAAGAAAUCCACAGCUAUCGCAGACGUUCCUCGACGCUCCACAGCAUUUGGGGGCGUAACCAGCUCGCGUUCAUCCAUCAACACCACCUCGUCAAACAACGCCAACGAUUCGUCCUUAUCGCCAGGCAGUCGCAAGCGUCAGCAUCAACAGCAGCAACAGUGCAACAGCCACAGCAACAUCAGCAACAACAACCACCAGCAACAUCGCAACAACAUCCAAUCUGCGCCCGGUGGAGAUCAGUACGUAGAGCUCAAUUCGCCGCUGAAGAAGCGUCGCGUGCAGCAGCAACAGCCACAAACAGUAGCUGCAGCAGCAGUUGCAGUUGCAUCCGUUGUCAGUGAGGUCGUCUCGCCAGGUGGAGCAACUGCAUCAGUCGAAGCCUCGCCGCACCAUCUGCUGCAGCAGCAGAAUACGCCGCGUUUGACCUCUGGCGGCGAUUGUGUGGCCCAGCGCACACGCUCCAAAACACUCACGCCCGAAGAGCUGCCCAGCACCAGCAGCGCGGCCGCAGCGCGCCAUAACAGCAGCAGCAACUGCAGCAACAACAAGCAGUAUAGUGAGAGCAGCUGCCAGCACGUGAUUGGGGCGACGCCACAGCGUGGAGCAGCCGCCCGCGCAGCAGCACGCAGCACAAGCAGCGGCGGCGGCAACAGCAGCAGCGGGGGCAACCUGCUCAACUAUUACCGCAAGACGCGCAAGGUGAGCCACACGCGCCCCAAGCCCGCGGCAACGACUGGAGCACAACUGCAACAACAGCAGGAAGAUUUGAUUGGCAAAUUCGCGGAGACAAGCAACGCGCGCUUGCAGGCCAGCAGCUCGGCGGUUAUAGCAGCCGCUGCCGCCAUAGACGCAGCUCGUCACGAGUCCAGCAGCAACAACAACGUCGCUGUGAAGCGCCUGGAUAAGAAGAGCAACAGCAACAACAAGUACACAAAGUACCGCAAAAGUUUACGCAACUAUCAGCAACAGCUGCUCGCCAGGAUUGACGCCACAGCGGACAAAAUUGGAGGCGAGGACGACGCGAACGAGGAACACAACGAGCACCCUUACGGCAGCUUGGUGGAUCAGCAGCAACAAACAGGAGGUGCCGCAGAAGUUGAGCGGGAGUCCAACAACGUAGACGCUGCGAACGCGCACUUUGAGGUCGCCAGCGGCAUCAACUCUGCCGACGAGGACGAGCAGGAGCCGGACGAAGACGAAGAUCAAGACCAGGAGGAGGAAGUGGAAGCCGAAGAGGAGGAGGUGGGUUUCUACGAGAUAGUCAACUCGGCGGAUUCAUCGUACGAGGAGGACGCCCAAAUUGUUGCCGAAGAGGACGAACUCAGCGAAGAGGAGGACGUCGACGACGAGGAGGACGACGAUCUUGAAGAGGACUUCGACGAGGAAGAAGACGAUCUCUCAGAGGGUGAAUUCGCUGAGCAUAUUAUUGGUGAACUUGGUGCAACAACAACAACAAAAGGUGCGCCAUACUCAAAACGCAGCAGCAGCAGCGGCAACAAACACACAACAACAACAACAACUCAGAACAACAACAGCAACAGCAAAGCGAACAAAAACACGCUGGCAACAUAUUCAUCAUCAGCUGCGCCUCCGACAGCGUCGGCAACAACUCCAGCAGCAGCCGCAGUCGCUGCAGCAGCAGCAACAGCAACUGGCAUAACAACAACUACAACGUCCGGCUAUCAGCGUGCCGCCCCCCCUGGCCACGGGCACGGGGCGGCACGUGCCACACGCAACAAUAGCUCUGCUGCCGCUGCUGUUGGCAUUGUUGAUUAUAGCGUGCUGGCCGCGCCACCAACAGCGGCAGCAGCAGCAGCAGUUGCCGCCACACAUAUGGCGACGCCCUAUGCACCGCCACAGCAGCAACAGUCAGUGCCGCAUCCGCAACAGUUGCUGCCCGCCCAUCAGUUUGCUGCUGCUCAUUUGUCUUCCUUUGUGACGCCAACAGCGCCAGCAGCAGCAGCGCAACAUUUUCAAGCGGCAGCAUAUUUCACAGCCGCACAGCAGCAGCAGCAACAUCAUCAACAGCAUCCACAACACCAACACCAUCAUCAGCAGCACCAACAGCAACAGCAACAACAUCAUCAGCAGCAACAGCAACGACAGCAGCCGCAUUAUUAUCAUAGUUCAGCUGCUGCUGUCGCUGUGCUCAAUCUGCAGCAGCAACACCCACAACCACAUCACUAUAACUCCACAGGGACGCAACAGCCACGCACAGCGCCGCCGCCGCCCAUUAUCUAUCAGCAGCAGCGUUACGCAGCAGCAACAUUUGUGCCGCCGCCAACGGCAGCGCAGCAACAGCAGCAACACGCGGCCUACGCACAACAGCAGCAGCAGCAUUCUUCACUGCGCCGCAGUUCACGUAGCAAAACGGGUUCCUGUGUCAGUUCCGCAGCAGCCGCACAGCAGCAGCAGCAGCAUCAUCUGCAACAGCAGCAACAUCAAUUGGCAGCAGCUGUUGUUGUUGCGCCCGGCAACGCGGCUGCUGCUGCACAACAGCCACAGCCGCCAAGCCAUUAUCAAUAUCAUCAUCAGCAAUUGGGCGGCAAUACGGUGGUUGUUGCUGUGCGUCAGCAUCAACAGCAGCAGCAGCAGCAACACGCGGCUCUUCAGCAGCAACAUCAGCAACUGCAUCAGCAGGCGCUGCAACACCAACAACAACAACAACAGCGUGCCACAAUUGUUCAGCCUGGUUUUCUGUUCAGCUACCGCAGCAAUCAUAGCCAGCCGCCACAGCAGCAACAGCAGCAGCCCAAAGCGACGCACAGCAGUGCAGCUUCGGAUGCUUUAACAUAUAGUUUGAUGGCACAACAGCAACAACAUCAAGCGCCAAAUGGACCGCCGCAUGCAGGUGGACAGCAACUGACGUCAGGCACUAAUUCGGCCAAUCUCAGCAUUGUCGCAGCCGCAUUGAGCGCCGCACGCGACUCCGCAGUCAACGUCAACGUUAGCAGCGCAGUGGGCGCCAACAGCAGCAGCAGCGCUGGCGGCGGCGGCAGCGGCAACAUUGCCUCAGCCAGCGGCAGCAGCAACAAUGUAACCACAACAACAUCAUCGACAGCAGCAGCAACUGCAUCCGCUACUGCUGCUGCACAAUCGACAACAGCAACAGGAGCGGCGGCUGCCACAACAGGCGCUGCUGCUGCUGUGAAUGCUGCGGCCGCAGCUGCUGCUGCUGCUGCUGCAGCGGCAGCGGAUUCGGAAAGCGAUGACAGCGAAGUGGGACGUCUUCAGGCUCUGCUUGAGGCACGCGGCCUGCCGCCUCAUCUAUUUGGGGCAUUGGGGCCACGCAUGACCCACAUCCUGCAUCGGACCAUUGGCAACAGCAGCACCUCAAAGGCGAAUCAGCUGCUGCAGGGUCUGCAGUCGCACGAUGAAUCCCAGCAGCUGCAGGCAGCCAUCGAGAUGUGUCAAAUGCUGGUCAUGGGUAACGAGGAUACGCUCGCUGGCUUUCCCGUCAAGCAGGUGGUGCCGGCUCUCAUCCAGCUGCUGCGCAUGGAGCAUAAUUUCGAUAUCAUGAACAAUGCCUGCCGCGCCCUGGCCUACAUGCUGGAGGCACUGCCUCGGUCCGCCGGCACUGUCGUGGAGGCGGUGCCCGUCUUUCUGGAGAAACUACAGGUUAUCCAGUGCAUGGACGUGGCCGAACAGAGUCUGACCGCACUGGAGAUACUCUCGCGCCGUCACAACAAGGCCAUUCUGCAGGCAAAUGGCAUCAGCGCCUGCCUGACCUAUUUGGAUUUCUUCUCGAUUGUGGCCCAACGUGCCGCCUUGUCGAUCACGGCCAAUUGCUGCCAGAACAUGCACGCCGAGGAGUUUCAUUUCGUGUCGGAGAGUCUGCCUCAGCUUGCCCGGCUGUUGUCGCAGCAGGACAAGAAGUGUGUGGACAGCGUUUGCACCGCCUUCUGGCGUCUGGUCGAGAGUUUCCCCCACGAUGGCAAGCGACUGCAGCAGAUCGCCAGCCCCGAUCUGCUCAAGAACUGCCAGCAGCUAUUGUUGGUGACGCCGGCCAUACUCAAUACGGGCACCUUCACCAAUGUGGUGCGCAUGCUGAGCCUCAUGUGCGCCGCCUGCCCGGAUCUGGCCAUUUCGCUGCUGCGCAACGAUAUAGCCUCCACAUUGCUUUAUCUGCUCACCGGAAAUGCGGAGCCGGCGGAAGCCAGUGCCAAUCAUGUGGAUCUGGUCACACGUCCGCCGCUCGAACUGCUCGAGCUGACCUGCUUAAUUGGCGAGCUAAUGCCACGCCUGCCACUGGAUGGCAUCUUUGCCGUGGACGCUCUACUGGAUCGGCCCACACUCAAUACCCAGGACCAGGUGCAGUGGCAAUGGCGCGACGAUCGCGGCGCCUGGCACAACUAUUCGACAAUUGAUUCGCGUCUAAUUGAGGCAGCGCACCAGAGCAGCGAGGAUGAGAUUAGCCUGAGCACACUGGGACGCACCUACACGGUCGACUUUCAUGCCAUGCAACAGAUCAACGAGGACACGGGCACCACACGACCCGUGCAGCGCAAACACAAUCCCAAUUAUGUGGCACCCGCGGCAGCAGCAGCGGCCGCAGCAGCAGCAGUUGCAAGUGGACAGGAUUUGAGCACAACUGGUGCAACAGCAGCGGCAACCACAUCGACAGCAGCAGCGGCUGCUACAGCCAGCAGCAACAACAACAACAACAACAAUAACAACAACUCGUCGCAUCUGGCGGUAAAGCGACGACCCUCGUUAGACGCUCGGAUCGCCUGCCUGAAGGAGGAGCGCGGUCUGGCCGCCGAUUUCAUCAAGCACAUCUUUAACGUACUGUACGAGGUGUACAGCUCCUCGGCGGGUCCCAAUGUGCGCUAUAAAUGUCUGCGCGCCCUGCUGCGCAUGGUCUACUAUGCGACGCCGGAGCUGCUGCGCCAGGUGCUCAAGUAUCAGCUGGUAUCCAGCCAUAUUGCCGGCAUGCUGGGCAGCAACGAUUUGCGCAUCGUGGUCGGUGCUCUGCAAAUGGCUGAGAUUCUGAUGCGCCAGUUGCCCGAUGUAUUUGGCACGCAUUUUCGUCGCGAGGGCGUCAUCUAUCAGUUCACACAGCUGACCGAUCCCAGCAAUCCCAUAUGCGCCAAUCCCUCGCCCAAGCCGCUGAGCACCAGCGCCACGCCCACGGCAAAUGCUGGUGGGUCACAAAGCGCGCCAGCCUCGGCGAAUAGCCUGCAGGUGAAUCCCUUCUUUAUGGACAAUGUGAGCGCUGCCUCAGCCGGCUCAGCGACAACUGGUGGUGGCUCCAGCAGCGCCAAUGCAACGCCCAGCAGCUCGAAGCAUCAAUCGUACAGCGUGAAGAGCUUCUCGCAUGCCAUGAACGCGCUCACCGCCAGCGCCAAUGCGGUGGUCAAGCAACAACACCACCAGCAACAUGGACAUCAGCAUCAGCAGACAGCAACUGUUGCGGCUGCUUUGGACGCAACUGGAGCUGCUGCUGGCUACAACUACAGCAGCUCCGCGCCCUGCUCCUCUGGAGCUGUCGCCUCUGCGGCGCCUGCACCCGCUGCCUACUUUGUGGCCGCCACAGCAGCUGCUGAUCCACGCCAGUAUCUGAAUUUCCAGCAGCCAGCUGCGCCGCUCGAGCUGCUGCCCAACAAUGCAGCACAGCAGCAGCAACAGUUGCCUCCCACACAGAUCGUCUAUAGCAAUGCGCCGGGUGUCACCAACUACCAGCAGCAGCAGAUGACUGUGGCCGUUGCCUCCACCAGCGCCGCAGCUGCCAACAGCAGCAGCGCCAACAACAACAACAGCAGCAGCAACAAUUGCUCCUCCUCGGCGCUGCAGCAUAAAAUGACGGACAUGCUGAAGCGCAAGGCGCCGCCCAAGCGCAAAUCCCAGAGUAGCGGACGCGCCAAGUCCAGGCAGGAGGAUGCCGCAGCAGCUGCUGCCGCCAGCUCGGCCAGCUCUGCUAUGCACGAGCUGCUCAGCCGUGCCACGAGUCUUGGCAGCAACACUGGUGGCCGCAGCACGCCCAGCUCUGGUUCUGGCUCUGGCUCCGGUUCAGGCUCCGGCACCGGCACCGGCUCAAGCAAUUCAAAGUCUCGCUUUAGCGCCGGCAACACAAACAACACCACAAGCAGCUCCUCGACCAAAUCCUCAUUUCUGGCCUCGCUUAAUCCGGCACGCUGGGGCCGCCAGGCGGCGCACCAUCAUCAGCAGCAAUCCACCGGAUCGCACCACGGACUUACCAAAGAUGGCAGCAACACCACCAACAGCAGCGGCGGCAGCUCCUCGACUGGUGCUGGCGCCUGCGGCUCUGCUUCGGGCCUGACCUAUACGGGCUCUGGUGCCGGAGGCAUGAAUGCCGCCGCUGUGGCGGCCAGCAUUAGCAAGAGCAUCUCGCAUGCCAAUCUGAUGGCGGCGGCCAAUCGGGAGCGUGCCCGACAAUGGGUGCGCGAACAGGCCAUCGAUUUUGUCAAACGCUACACGGAGCAGGAGGCGCGGCGCAGCAAGGCACGCGAAAGCGAGGGCGGCAACAGUGCCGCGGGCGGAGCAGCGACUGGUGGAACCGGUGGCUCCAGCUGCGCAUCAUCAGUUGCCUCGGCAACCACAUCGCUGGCCAGCACCAGCGUCCUGGAGCGUCUGUCGAGCAUUCUGCUCAAGCUGAACGGCAGCUAUCACGACUGCCUGGAUGCGCUGCUCGAGCUGAAGACCAUACUGCUGGAGAGCGAUAUCUCGCCCUUCGAGGUGAACCACUCGGGUCUGAUAAAGGCCAUGCUCAACUACAUGACCAGUGAAUCGGGUCUGGUGGAGCGCGAUGCGCGUUUGCGCAGUUUUAUGCACGUCUUUGCCGGGCUGCCGCUGGAGCCGCUGCUCCAGAAUGUGGGCCAGCUGCCGGCCAUUGAGCCGCUCGCCUUUGGCGCCUUUGUGGCCAAGCUAAAUGGCUGCGUCACGCAGCUGGAACAGUUUCCGGUCAAGGUGCACGACUUCCAGGCCGGACCCGGUGGGCGCACCAAUCAGAGCGCGCUGCGUUUCUUCAAUACGCAUCAGCUGAAGUGCAAUCUGCAGCGUCAUCCACAGUGCAGCAAUCUGCGUCAAUGGAAGGGCGGCACCGUCAAAAUCGACCCCCUGGCCAUGGUCCAGGCCAUCGAACGAUACUUGGUGGUGCGCGGCUAUGGCGGCAUACGCGCCGACUCUGACGAUGACAGCGAGGAGGAUAUGGACGAUAAUGUGGCCGCCGUGGUGAUGACCCAGUCGGGCUUCAAGCACAAGCUGCAGUUUCUCAUUGGCGAGCAUGUCUUGCCCUACAACAUGACCGUCUACCAGGCGGUCAAACAGUUCUCACCGCUGGUCAACGAGCAGCACGAGACGGACAACGAGUCGGAGAUGCUGCUAGGCAACAGCAGCAUUUGGGUGCAGCAGCACACCAUCUACUAUCGCCCCGUCGAGGAGGAGUUGCUCGCCGCCGGCUCUGGUGCCAACAGCUCUUGCAGCAGCAGCAGCGGCAGUCAGGCCCACAAGCAGCUGGCCCACAGCAGCAGCAGCGGCGCUAACCAUGGCACGUCCAGCGCCGCCGGUUCGGGCUCCAACUCCACGUCAUCCCAUUCGGCGGCCAGCUCGAGUGCUACUGCCGCCGCCGGCAAGAAGUCGCACAAGUCCAGCAGCAAAUUCAUGCGCAAGAAAACGGAAUUGUGGCACGAGGGUAUUGCCCCGCCGAUGCUGUCGCCGCUGAAGCCAUUCCUGUGCAGCUGCCUGCCCGGGGAUGUGGUCACCGUGCAGGACGCCUCUCUGGAUGCGCUGUGCAUGCUGCGCGUCAUCUAUGCACUGAAUCGCCACUGGGAGCAUCUUUAUGGCUGUGUGGUGCGUCAAAAUAUCAUUGCCAAUGCCGAGUUUGUGCAUCCGAAGAUCACGGCUAAGGCGAAUCGUCAGCUGCAGGAUCCGUUGGUCAUCAUGACGGGCAAUCUGCCCCAAUGGCUGCCACAGAUUGGCAUGGCCUGCCCAUUCCUGUUCCCCUUCGAGACGCGCCAUUUACUGUUCUACGCCACCAGCUUUGAUCGGGAUCGUGCACUGCAGCGACUGCUGGACACCACGCCGGAUCUGAACUCGGCGGAGUCGUCGGAGCGUGUGGCGCCGCGUCUGGACAGGCGCAAACGGGCCAUUUCACGCGCCGAGCUACUCAAGCAGGCCGAGCACAUACUCCAGGACUUUGGUAACUCCAAGGCGCUGCUGGAGAUCCAGUACGAGAAUGAGGUGGGCACUGGCCUGGGACCCACGCUGGAGUUCUAUGCUCUGGUCUCUGCCGAGCUGCAGCGCACCGAUCUGGGCCUGUGGAAUGGCAGUGACAGCUAUCGCCAUAACUCAUCCAAUAUUGCGGAUGUGGUCAAGUCCAGCAGCGCUGUGCUGCACAUCGAGGAUGCACUGGAGCCCAACAGCGAGACGGCUGUGCUGACCACAGUGGUUAGCAGCACCACCAACAGCACCUCACAAACAACGACGAACGCACAUCUGACCCGCAGCAGCAGUCGCAGCAAUGCGCUGCGCCACCAGCAGCAGCAACAGUUGCUGGCGGAGCACAGCUCCUCCAGCUCGAAUGAUAACGCUUUAAACAUGAUCAUCGCACAGCAGUUUAGUGAUAUGGCGGCCACUGAUGGUGGCGCCAACAACUCCCCCCAAGUGCUCGAGCAGCAGACGACGACGACAACAACAGCAGCUGGAACGGUCACAGCAACAACAACAACAAUACAGACUGCAUCCACCAUCAGCUAUGUCCACACGGCGCACGGCCUGUUCCCAUUGCCGCUUGGCAAAUCCUCCAAGCUGCCACAAAUGACCAAGGCCAAGUCCAAGUUUAAGUUCCUGGGCAAGUUUAUGGCCAAGGCGGUAAUGGACAGUCGCAUGCUGGAUUUGCCAUUCUCUCUGCCCUUCUACCGCUGGCUGGUCAGCGAGGAGCUCUCAAUUGGACUGUCCGAUUUAAUGCGCGUGGCGCCCGAGGUGCAGACCACGCUGGUGCGUCUGCAGGAUGUGGUGCGCCAGCGCGAGGAUAUCCAAACGGAUGCCAAUCUGGAUGCCAUGGAGAAGAAGGAAAAGAUGGAGCAACUGGAUUUGGAUGGCUGCCCCAUUGCCGAUUUGGGCUUGGACUUUGUAUUGCCCGGACAUGCCAAUAUUGAGCUCUGUCGCGGCGGACGCGAUACGCCCGUAACCGUGCACAACUUGCAUCAGUACAUCUCGCUGGUCACCUACUGGUUCCUCGUCGAGGGCGUGCAGAAGCAGUUCGAAGCGCUGCGCGAGGGCUUUGACUCCAUUUUUCCGAUACAACGCCUGCGCAUGUUUUAUCCGGAGGAGCUGGAGUGCGUGUUUUGCGGCUCUGGCAGCGAACAGCAUCAGCGUUGGGAUCUCAAAAUGCUGCAGGACAGCUGCCGCACCGAUCAUGGCUUCCAUCAGGAAUCGCAAGCCAUACAAUUUCUCUACGAGAUUCUCGUCUCUUACAAUCGUGAUGAGCAGCGAGCGUUCCUUCAGUUUGUGACAGGCUCGCCUCGCCUGCCAACUGGCGGCUUCAAGUCGCUGACCCCGCCGCUGACCAUUGUGCGCAAGACCUUGGAUGGGAAUCAGAAUCCCAAUGAUUAUCUACCAUCUGUGAUGACCUGUGUCAACUAUCUCAAGUUGCCGGACUACUCCAGUCGUGAUGUGAUGCGACAGAAGCUGAAAGUGGCUGCCAACGAGGGCAGCAUGUCCUUCCAUCUGUCUUAAAAAGAAAAACAAAAGCAAAUAUUAACUAAACAAAACGUUAUACACUCACACCCACACACACUCGAUUACACUCUAUAUAGUACUAUCUAUCUGUAGUAUCUGAUGAUAGUAUCUCUGUAAAACACUGCAGCAACCGGACCCAAACAACAACAAAAACGACCUUCAAAUGUUUGCGCACUUCUGCAAUUUCUCUCUUUCUCUUUUACACACAUACGCACACCCAAAUACACACACACACGCACACUCUACAAUUGGCCAAAUUUCGAUAUAUCAUAUAUAUAUUAUAUAUAUUUUGUAAUAUUCUCAAAUUUGCAAAAAAACAAAAAAAAGAAACAAAAAAAUGUGACACUGGCUCACUUUUGCGUGUGUGCAGCCUGUUGUUAAAACCACCCACAACCCCACCCACACUCAUACAUACACUUGCCCCCUCUCUGCAUAAGUGGUUGCAUUCACACACGCACACACACACACACACACCCACACACACACCCACACCCACACCCAAAAACACACACUAAACAAAAAAGGCCAACAAUUAAAAUGCUAUUAAAUAAAUUAAUUAGUAAAGCGCAUAAAUUGCAAGAAAACGAAAAUGGAAAAUCGAGUUUUCAUCGUUUUCCACCUAAAUUUGUUUAGUUUCAAAUACUUGGAUUUGGCUUUUGUUCAUAUUUUUGAAUUAAUCAAUCCAUAUUUUGCUAUUAAGUUUUUGUUAUGUUGCGGGCGCUUCGAAUGUUUUUAUUUUAUGUGUAUAUUCUCUAUAAGCAUUCAAAUGGAAACGCUUAUUUAUGCUAUACAUACACAUAUAUAUGCUAUAUAUUACUGUGGCAAUCUGAUAAUGCGGCAAUUUAGUUUGAUUUCCCCUCAAAACUUAUAAAUAUAUGUAGAAAUGAAAUGAAUUCAAAGCAAAAUAAACGUAUAAAUAAUAAAAAGAACGCCCACCCUUGAAAUUUAAAUUUAUGAAUAAUACAUUUAUAUAUAUACAUAAAUAUAUAUAGAAAUAUGCAUAAUUAUAAUUAUAAAAUUAAAAGAACAUACACUUAUGUAUCUAACAAGCCGCCCUUGAGCAAUUCAUCUGCAAGCUGUGUCAACUUGAAUGAAAUAGCCAACAAAGCUGGAGAGAGAAAGGGCAAAAGGAGCAGCAAUUGAUUGGAAAGGAAAGACCAGGAAGAACUGGGAGUUCGCUAGCGUUUAGUUCACAUUAUAUAAACAAUAUCUAUAUAAUCAUACUUAUAAAUAAAUCAAAUAUCUAUUGAAUAACUGUAA
Messenger RNA from Drosophila montana, 11766 nucleotides. RefSeq names its product E3 ubiquitin-protein ligase ctrip (gene ctrip). Gene Ontology annotation, biological process: proteasome-mediated ubiquitin-dependent protein catabolic process; DNA damage response; protein polyubiquitination. Lineage: Eukaryota; Metazoa; Arthropoda; Insecta; Diptera; Drosophilidae. Gene Ontology annotation, molecular function: zinc ion binding; ubiquitin protein ligase activity. Gene Ontology annotation, cellular component: nuclear speck. The record is from RefSeq and is a predicted model, not a curated record. Bases 454 to 10503 code for a protein of 3349 amino acids. The transcript has 13 exons.